AAAACAAUCAGUUAUUCAGUCAUCAACUAGCGACCAGAUAUUGACGGAAGGAUAAUCUUUUCUUCUCACGGGUAAACCUCAAAUAUCUUUUUGUACUUCAGCUUCAGCAUGGAUGAUUCAAACGCCAUAGCGAUAGUAGGGGUGGGGUGCCGUUUUCCCGGGGCUCCAAAUCUGGACGAAUUCUGGAAUGUGCUGAAGAAUGGGGAAAACCAUGUGAUCGAGGUUCCAAGGGAUCGAUGGAAUGUGGACGCCUUUUACGACCCAGAUCCGGACGCCCCCGGCAAGACAUACGUCAGGAAAGUGGGAAUUGUCAAGGACCACGACAAAUUUGAUAAUCGACUUUUCGACGUAAAUGACAUCGAAGCUUCGAAGAUGGACCCCCAGCAGAGAUUUAUUCUCGAGUCAACAUUCAUGGCUCUGGAGAACGGCGGGAUUCCCCGGAAUACUAUAUCCGGAUCCAAUACAGGUGUUUACAUUGGCGUGAUGAACAGUGACUACACGGACAUUCUAGCGUCGGAUAUGGACCAGGCCGACAAUUACACGUUGACGGGUGGCUCGGCAAGCAUCGCAGCGGCUCGCGUGUCUUACGUCUUCAACCUGCUUGGGCCCGCUCUGGCUGUCGACACAGCCUGUUCCUCUGCUCUGAUUGCCAUACAUCUCGCCUCACAAGCUUUGCAAACGGGUGACUGUGAUAUGGCAAUUUGUGGCGGCGUUAACUGCGUUCUGAUGCCGUCGAUUAUGAUCCCACUGAGUAAAGCCAGGAUGGUCUCCCCUACUGGCUCGUCCAAGGCAUUCUCAGCCGAAGCUGACGGAUAUGCCCGAGGAGAGGGUAGCGGGAUAGUUAUCCUAAAAAAAUUGGCUGACGCCAGGGCGAAUGGGGACAAAAUUUGGGCCAUCGUAAAGACGGCCUCUAACCAGGACGGUCGAAUGGCGUCUCCGAUAACUGCACCAUCUGGACAACAACAACUGGCCCUUCUGAAAGAGACCUAUGGACGCCAUGGUAUUGACCCUUGUAGUGUACAGUACAUUGAAGCACACGGAACUGGUACGCCUGUCGGCGAUCCUAUCGAAGCUAACAGUCUAGGAACUUUCUUCGGCACAGAUGGGUCUCGCCGAUUUAUUGGAUCGGUAAAGACGGCCAUCUGGAAUCCGCAGCAGGAAUAG
Liolophura sinensis is the source of this 1164-nucleotide messenger RNA. Its product is annotated as putative inactive phenolphthiocerol synthesis polyketide synthase type I Pks15. Gene Ontology annotation, molecular function: fatty acid synthase activity; 3-oxoacyl-[acyl-carrier-protein] synthase activity. The record is from RefSeq and is a predicted model, not a curated record. The coding region runs from base 109 to 1164 and encodes 351 amino acids. Gene Ontology annotation, biological process: fatty acid biosynthetic process. Lineage: Eukaryota; Metazoa; Mollusca; Polyplacophora; Chitonida; Chitonidae. The transcript is spliced from 6 exons.